Messenger RNA from Australozyma saopauloensis, 1395 nucleotides. RefSeq names its product Tos1p (gene TOS1). The record is from RefSeq and is a predicted model, not a curated record. Gene Ontology annotation, cellular component: fungal-type cell wall. NCBI's taxonomy places the organism in Eukaryota, Fungi, Ascomycota, Pichiomycetes, Serinales, Metschnikowiaceae. The transcript has a single exon. The coding region runs from base 1 to 1395 and encodes 464 amino acids.
AUGAAGAUCGCCACUCUUUCUCUUAUUGCUGCCACGUUGUUCAGCACUGCUCUGGCUGACUGUCAGAACAUUGGUGGAAACUGGUAUUGCUCCCAAACCAAUAAGUUCAUCUACAACAAUGUGGGUUUUUCCGGUUCCUACAACGAUGUCACCUCCAUGGAUGAGAACUCCGGUACUUGUUCGUCCCAACCUGCCCCAUUCUCGGGCACCUUGUCUCCUUUGGACCAAGAAUUGUCUGUUCACUUCAGAGGUCCUAUUAAGUUGAAGCAGUUCGGUGUCUACUACCGCUCUACUGGCGGUGCCUCCAAGAGAGACGUCGAGGAGGAGAAGAGAGAUGAUGACUGUGCUUUGGUUGAACGUCACGUUCACAAGCACGUCAAGAGAGCCACCACGGUUGUCACCCAAAUGGUUGUAUUGGACCAGAAUGGAAAAACCGUUACUCCAUCUGCUACUGGCGCCGCUGCUCCUGCUGCUCCAUCUGCUCCUGCUGCUCCUGCCGCUUCCGGUGCUGCUUCUUCCAGCUCCUCCGGCGCUCCUGCUGCUCCUGCUACUCCUGGCUCCUCUGGCUCUUCUGGCUCUUCUGGUUCCUCUGGUUCUUCCGGUUCCUCUGGUUCCUCUGCUCCAUCCAGUGCCGCUUCUUCUGCUCCUGGCUCCGCUGCCGCCGGUGAUUGGAUCAGAUCGUCUUACUAUGUUCCAGGUUCCACCACCAACUGUACUAUCAUGAACCAUUUCGGUGGUGCUGGUUCUGGUGUCUGGUCCUCUGCUUUUGGUAACUCUAUCUCCUAUGCUAACGCUGAUAACUCUGGUUGUUCUUCUUCCCCUGUUGCCCUCGGUGACGUCUUGAUUGGCUCCAACAAGGAGUUCCUUAUCAUGUCUGGCCUUCAAUGUGGUGACAAGUCUGAAACUGGAGGAUGUGGCUUCUACAGAAAGGGUAUCCCCGCUUACCACGGAUGGAACGGUAUCGAGAAGAUUUUCGUUUUCGAGUUCCUGAUGCCUUCUUCUGGUGCUACUGGCUUCAACGGUGACAUGCCUGCUAUUUGGAUGUUGAACGCUAAAAUCCCAAGAACUUUGCAAUACGGUGCUCAAUCGUGCUCUUGUUGGUCUAGUGGAUGUGGUGAGUUGGACUUGUUCGAGAUUCUUUCCAGCGGUUCUAACUCAUUGAUCACUCACUUGCACGACAAGCAGGGUGACAACGGCUCUGGCUACGGUGGUGGUGGAUCUGGCGACUACAUCCAAAGACCAGUCCAAGGUACCAUGAAGGCUGCUGCCAUUUUCACCAAGGGUAAGAUCCACGUUAUGCAACUUGACGACUCUGUCUCUUUUGACUCUGUCUUGGUGUCUGCAAUUGUUGACGCUUGGGUUGCUGCUCCUGGUACCCCAAUUAACAUCGGUUAA